ACAUUGCAAGCAGAUGCUUUAUCUCUGAGCCACCAGGUCUCCCAAAGCAUUUAUCAAAUGCGUUCAAGGGCUACCACCAGCACCUUCUGACUUCAGGCCCAAGCUUCUGUCCCUACAGCUGUCCUCAGAGGAAGAAAAUUGGCAAGAAGGCUCUUUCAUGCUGAAGUCAGGCAUAAAGUAAAUAACUCUGGCUCACAUAAACCAGAAAAAGCAUGGGAGGACCCGCCAAGGCAUAGAAAUAUGAGGCCUGUUAGUUUCUAACAGUCUUUAUUAAUAGAAGUUGCCUCGAGGCACUUUGAACCCUGGGGACCCAUUCUCACCCAACACAGAAUGUUUUCUCAGUUCCUGACUUCCUCUGCGGUUUGCCGGUAUUUUCUUUUUCAGUCUAAAACUAGUAAGCAAACAAGAUAAGUUGUCAUUUCCUCAUUUCCAAGCCCCACUCCUCGUGGGGGCCCAGAAAUCUCUUUCAAGCAUCAGACGGUGCAGGGCUCCUGGGUGAGCAGCAGGCCUCUGUCCCCACUCUUUGGGUGCCCUUGGAUGGGACCUUGCUCUGGAAGGAGCCAUGGACCUGUGGCUUUGGGCGCUUUACUUCCUUCCAGUUUACGAGCCAUCCUGGGAAGAAGCACCGACGCCUGAGCCUCCAGCAUGGUUUCAUAGGUUUCUACAAAUGCACAUGCCUCCUUGGUUCCAGAUGCCUGCACAUGCCAGUUCUUUAGAAUUCAUACCCAAAGUAACCACACCAGCUCAAAGGACCGACUCUCCUCAAGCACACCAGGCCUCCCCCACCCCCUCAGUCACCCACAGCCCCAGAGUUUCCAGGGCAUCUUCAGUAGCAACUGCUGAGCCCACCAUCUUCCUGCCAUCCAUCACAACCUCAAAAACCUCAGCUCAGAAGGGGCUGCUCAGACUCCAGACAGCCAGCUACAACCACCAAACCUGGCUUCACAGACAGAGAGCCUCCAACCAAGGCCCGGGCGCUGUGUCUGGGAUGGAAGACCAAGGUGUCUUCGUCCUGAUCCCCACCAUCCUGGGUCUCAUACUCCUGGCGCUUCUGGGGCUGCUGGUGAAAAGGAUCGUUCAAAGACGGAAAGCUCUCUCCAGGCGGGUCCGCCGACUGGCCGUGAGGAUGCGCACGCUGGACGCCUCCCAGCCGGCCCUGUCCCGGCGGCCGCGCGUGUGCCGGCGGCCGCGCACCCCGAGCAAUAUCUACAGCGCCUGCCCUUGGCGGCCCCGCGGGGUGGACGCGGCUGGCCCCGGAGCGCCCGCAGCCUCCGCCCCGCCUCAAAUAAGCCCCGCCCCGUCGCAGGUACCUGAAAUUCCCUGGCCCCAUGUCCCAUCUCUGAAGAUCGACUGUGAAUAUGUAAGCUUCUGCCACCAGCCUGCUGCCAAGGGAGAGGACAUGGAUUCCGAUGACUACAUCAAUGUUCCCUGCCUGACUCACCUCUCCAGCUGUGCCCCUGGGCCCAGACCUUGGUGUCAAUGAGUUUUGUCUGUCUGCUGGUUCCCAACACCCACUCCAUCUGUUUUCAGAACCCUCAUGACCUCCCGCACCCCACCUCAAGUCUCGUCCCUGCCUAUUUGCCCUGAGCACGGAUCAGUCUCCCCCGCUUCAGCUCUCCUUACUUUUACUUUUGAGCCCCCGGUGGUUUUCAGGUGGCCUCUGGGAAUGCAGAGCAUUUGCCCUGUUGCCACCUGCCUCCUUUCCGAGCCAUGUGACAGACUAUGGACUUGCAGAGUCUUUUUGAUCAUAGGGUCCUUGCUCCCCUGGCUCUAGACCACAUGGCCUUGGACUGGAGUGGAGGCAUAGCUGUUGCUUUGAAAGCCCUUCUCAACCUUGAGUUCCCCACUAGCAGAAGGUACCUGGACUGCCCUGUGAAGACACACUUCAGCCCUGAGCUAGGAAGGGACCUUGGUAUGAAACACCCCUGAGAACCUCUUUGCCCCAGUCUUAGGGCUGGCACUUACUAGUGAUCUUCGGAGUCGUAUGGUGAGGGCAGGUUAUUUGGAUGUGAUGAAGGGUUGUAAAUUUUCAGAACCAUCCUUGUUAGUGUUAGUGACAUAUGUGGAUACCCUCUCUAAGUCUUCAUCCCUUGAUCCAUGUAAGAACCCUGACUCCAGCGUUUUCUCUCUCUUAGAAAUGGAGUAGCUUUUGUUAUCUAUUUAUCCUUGCUCCAUAGCCUAGCACUGAAAUGUGUGCAUCUAUCUUGGCCUUGGUCUAUUUGAGCUAUCCAAAGCCAUUACAGCUCUCUGCUUUCAGAAAUGCACGUCCUGUCUGUUCCAGUCCAAGUGGCUUAUGGCCAGGUGGGCAAGGACAGUGAUCUGGGAUUCCUGGAGGGCCCAUUGUCCUGCUAGGGCACACGUCAUGGAAGAAGAGACAGUGCACAUCCUACAUGUAUUCAUCCUCUUAAGUGUUCUGAAUGGGGGCAAGUUAGGCAGACACUGUCUCUUUGGAUUGAAAUCAGAGUUCAACCAGAGCUGGAGAUUAGAGGAUGAGCAGUCUUGCUUUUAAGGAGAGGGCCUUUCCCAGACACACAACUCAGCCUCACGGGGCACUGGUCCAGUGCUAGGAAGCAAAGGCUCACGAGGUCCCUGCCUUUUGAGCAGGGAGUGUCCUCACAGAUGGGACAGUGCGUCCAGGCAUGAGGACAGCAGCCGCAGUGUCAGCUUGACACGGGCACCCCCAGGUGGGGGACAAUUAAGAUGAGUAGGA
Messenger RNA from Odocoileus virginianus texanus, 2710 nucleotides. The record is from RefSeq and is a predicted model, not a curated record. Lineage: Eukaryota; Metazoa; Chordata; Mammalia; Artiodactyla; Cervidae.